AUGUUGACCGCAUCUAUUCGCCCUGCUACGAUAUACGGAGCAGGUGACGGUAUGAUGACAAUGUACCUUACCAGCCAAGCCCUCAAUGGUCGCGCAAAGUAUAGACUUGGUACUGGUCCGUAUUUAUACGACAGUACAUAUGUGGAGAACGGUACGCAUGCGCAGAUGCUACUAGCUCGAGCGCUUGUGAAGGCCGCCGCAUCAGCUCCGCUCUCAGCCGAUACCAAAGUGGAAGGCGAGGCGUUCUUCGUUACCAACGAUGAGCAUAUUCCGUUCUGGGACCUGCAUAGGCUUGUUGCCGAAGUAGCAGGACUCCCUAUCAAAGACGAGGAUGUCAGAUGCAUUCCAAUUUGGCUCGUAAUGACCAUCGUGUCAUUCGCCGAAUGGACGUACUGGAUCUUCUCGUUGGGUCGGAAAUAG
Cucurbitaria berberidis CBS 394.84 is the source of this 420-nucleotide messenger RNA. RefSeq lists its product as uncharacterized. Gene Ontology annotation, molecular function: 3-beta-hydroxy-Delta5-steroid dehydrogenase (NAD+) activity. The transcript has a single exon. Gene Ontology annotation, biological process: steroid biosynthetic process. The coding region runs from base 1 to 420 and encodes 139 amino acids. NCBI's taxonomy places the organism in Eukaryota, Fungi, Ascomycota, Dothideomycetes, Pleosporales, Cucurbitariaceae. The record is from RefSeq and is a predicted model, not a curated record.